Messenger RNA from Penicillium paradoxum, 2820 nucleotides. RefSeq names its product putative transmembrane glycoprotein. The transcript has a single exon. The record is from RefSeq and is a predicted model, not a curated record. The coding region runs from base 1 to 2820 and encodes 939 amino acids. Gene Ontology annotation, molecular function: calcium ion binding. Gene Ontology annotation, cellular component: membrane. Lineage: Eukaryota; Fungi; Ascomycota; Eurotiomycetes; Eurotiales; Aspergillaceae.
AUGGCGGCCUUUCCCACGAUCUUUCUGGCCAUUCUGUCAAUAGCCAAUGCAGCAGCCUUAUCUGCCAAUUAUCCUAUCAACGCGCAAUUGCCACCUGUCGCUCGAGUUUCACAGCCUUUUCGAUUUGUAUUCGAUCAAAGUACUUUCUCUAAUAGCGAUGAGGACACCAAAUACUCGCUAUCAAAUGCACCAUCAUGGCUCGAGUUAGACAGCAGUAGCCGCACUCUCUCGGGAACACCAUACUCAGAUGACAGCGGAGCUAUCAAAUUCAAGCUUGUGGCAUCGAACGGUUCAGAAAAAGACAGCAUGGAUGUCACUUUUAUCGUGACAGCAGAUCAGGGUCCAACUGUAAAUAAGCCGCUUAUGUCUCAACUGCAGUCAUUGGGUCCGGUUUCAUACCCUGCCACGCUAUUCAUCCUCCCGGGUCGGCCAUUCUCAAUUGAGUUCGACCAGAACACUUUUGACAACACACACCCUUCUACGAUAUAUUACGGAACCUCACCGCACAACGCCCCGCUACCAUCCUGGAUUAGCUUCGAUCCGGCAGCUCUCAAGUUUGCUGGCAAUAGCCCUGCUUUCCCAGGCGCAGGACCGCAGACAUUCACUUUCCAGCUUGUCGCGUCAGAUGUUGCUGGGUACAGUGCGGCCAACAUGACCUUUGAACUUUCGAUUGCACCUCAUAUUCUGGCUUUCAACAAAACAGCCCAGGCCUUCAAUCUCACCAGAGGAGAAUAUUUCUCCAGUCCGAAGUUCACAAGCCUCCUGACUAUGGAUGGCUCACCAGCUUCAAGCAAAGAGCUGGCCAAGGUUGAAGCUGAAUUGCCAGGUUGGCUGAAGUUAAAUAAGGACAAUAUCUCGCUGAGCGGUACGCCACCAAAAGAUGCCGUGAAUCAGAACAUCACUAUUGCCGUUACCGAUUCUUUCCAGGAUAAGGCACACUUGAUGGUUCGAUUGGAGUUUAUGGAGUUGUUCCUUGACACCAUCGAUGGCUGUGAAGCAGCCAUUGGCAAAGAUUUCAAAUUCGUAUUCAACCAGUCUAUUGUCACCGAUGACUCUGUCCAACUCGAUGUCGACUUGGGCGAUGACCUGUCUUGGCUUACUUAUUUCCCGGACAACAAAACACUCUAUGGACAUGUUCCAGACGACCUGGAUCCCAAGAAAUUUACCAUUCCCCUCAUUGCAAAACAAGGAUCUACCGAAGACUCAAGAGACUUCAUUAUCGAUGUUUUGAAAGCCUCGGAUACGCAUUCGAACCCCACAGAUCCGUUUACGCAUUCCAGCAGCCCCGAUAACAAGAAGGCUGGCAUCAUUGCCAUCUCGGUUGUAGUCCCAGUUGCUGUGAUUCUGAGUCUAUUGACACUCUUCUGUUGCUGGCGUCGCCGCAAAAGCGCAUCCACCAUCGAAGAGGGUUCCCCCAAUACUAAGUUUGCUCCACCACGGCCUAUCAGGCCAGAUGUGCCCAACUGCCAGCCAGACAUGGCGGAAAGGCCUUCUCGCGAUGAAAGUUCGGAGGACUGGAUGAGUCCUAUCUCUCCUUCGUCGAUUCCAAAGCUCGAACUGGGGCCGGCAUGGAACGUGUCGUCAUUUGAUAAACAGGAGCAUCCGGUUUCCUUCUCCAUCCCUGAGCCCAUUGUUCCUCCUCGCUCCCCUGCUCGCAACUCUCCCACCCGGGGUGGCUAUGUGUUGCGAGACUCUGUCAUCGAAGAAGAAAACCCGAUUGAAAAUGUUUCCCCCUCUAAGAAGCGAAACAAUCGCCUUUCAUACACGAACAGCCCCAUGCGUCGCAGGACCACCAACCGUUCCCGACGCGAACCCCUGAAGACGAUUCAGCCACGAUCUAUGAAGCGAGAGUCUCUUCAAUCGUCGAAAUCGAAGAGAUACUCGAGGCGUUCGAGUGGUAUCUCCUCCAUUGCAUCUGGACUGCCUGUGCGAUUCAGUGGAGCCGGCCAUGGUGCCGGUGGAUUUGGGCCCCCAGGCCACGGUGUUGUGCAAACGUCAUGGCAAAAUGCGCGAGCAUCAUUGAUGAGCGACGAGAGUAGCUUGACAAAUGUGGCGCCAAUGUUCCCGCGUCCGCCGGCAGCCGCACGCAUGCGCUAUAGCAUGGCAUCUAGCAUCCCUGAAAACCAUAGACGCAUGACCCUUCGCACCGUCGACCCUGAUGAAUCAUUCAUAUCCGAAGGUGACUCUCUUGAAGCGUUCGUCCACAGCCGGGCCAAGCACCGCAACUCCUCCAACCCUCUGUUCUCCGCGCAAAUCAGUCGGCGCCCCUCAGCUGUGCGCGCUCUUGACCGCAAGCGCAGUAUCCGCAGCCGUGCCGAUACCGUUUCUGUCUCAACCUUCAGCGAUGAAUACCGCCAAUGCAUUCAAGAGCGACCCAUGUCUACUGCAAUCUCGGUCUCUGAAUAUGGCGAUGACAACAGCAACCGCUUCUCCCACUAUCAAAGCAUUCACCCGGCCGGUCUGUUCCCUCUUGCCGAGGGCAGUGUCAAUGGCCAGAGCCAGUUGAGUCUCGCCCAGGACUAUCGAGGUGUCAUUUCCCCGCUGCCGCGCUUCUGGAGCGAGAAUAGCAUGGGCAGUGCACAGCAGUUGGAGGGUGGCCAAGCUCAAUCUCGGCCUCCCAAAGUGAACGACGAGAACGCUGUGCCGCAUAGCUCAUCUAUGAUGUCAGAUCUGGAUGAGCAUCUGACGCGGAAGGUCAGCCCUAACAAAGGCACCAUCCAACCGUGGCAGUUAUCACCCGUGGAGCCCCCAGCGCCACUGAGGACUGCCAGUAAUCGGGGUCUCCCUAUAGCCAGCAGCGGCGAGCUGGCAUUUGUCUAA